AUGGCGCCGCAUCCCUUCAAGAUCCUCAGCCUUGAGGAAACACGCAUCGCCCGUGAUGUCAUUCUCUCCCUCCACACAGACGCCGUCAUCGACUUCAGGGAGAUCUACCUGCAAGAACCCCCCAAGGAGUUGAUGAAGCAGUACCUCGACCUCGAGCAUGCUGCUAAGCCCGGCCACUCGCCCACCUCCAAGCGGCCUCCACGAUUGGCUCUUUGCCAAUACGAUGUGGUUGGCACUGACAAGGUUGCACACUACCACGAGUCAGUCGUCGACGUUGAGCAGCGAAAGAGAGUCCGUCACGAGGUUAUCUCAAAGACAUUCCAGCCUAGCUUAUCACCAUGGGAAUUCGAGCGUCUUGUCAAUGCAUGCAAGCAGAGUCCCGAAUUCCAAUCGGCUGUUGCCGAGCUUAACAUUCCCGAGGGAUUUGAGUUGGUCGUUGAGCCAUGGCCAUAUGGUCCCGUUGAACCCAAAUACGAGAACAAACGAUACUUCCAAGGCCUCUGCUUUGCUCAGGACUUGAGGAAUGGAAACCCAGACUCCAACUUUUACGCCUACCCACUGCCCCUCAUCGCCGUCAUGGACGCCGAGACACAGAAGAUUGUCCGUGUCGAGCGCCUGGCGACUGGUGGAAAGGGCGAUGGUCUGACGGCCCAGACGCGCGGACCACGCGUUCUUGAUCACUGCGAGCCAGCCGAGUAUGUUCCUGAAAUGGUCGGCGGCGGACUGCGUCAGGACGUCAAGCCCAUCAACAUCACACAGCCAGACGGUCCCUCGUUCAAGGUCACGGACGAAUCCCUGGUUGAAUGGCAAAAGUGGCGCUUCAGGGUGUCCUUCAACGCUCGUGAGGGCGUUGUUCUGCACGACGUUCACUACGAUGGAAGGAGUAUCAUCUACCGUAUGAGCAACAGCGAGAUGACGGUGCCAUAUGCCGAUGCCCGUCCACAGUACGCCCGCAAGCAGGCGUUUGACUUUGGCGACGGAGGUGCUGGUGCCUGUGCCAACAACCUUUCUCUGGGCUGCGACUGUCUAGGUGCCAUCAAGUACUUUGACGCCGUUAUCAUUGGCAACGACGGCGAGCCCAGGGUCCACCCCAACGUUAUCUGUCUGCAUGAGCAGGACGCCGGUAUUGGCUGGAAGCACACCAACUGGCGAACCGGACGCGCUGUCGUGACGCGCAUGCGAGAGCUCGUCGUCCAGUUCAUCCUCACCCUUGCAAACUACGAAUACGUCUUUGCAUUCAAGCUCGACACGGCUGGAGGCAUUGGCCUCGAAGUCCGCGCCACUGGCAUUGUCUCGUGUGUCAACAUUGACCCAGGCAAGACUUCAAACUUUGGCAAUGUCGUUGCCAACGGCGUGCUCGCCCAGAACCACCAGCACAUUUUUGCAGUCCGCGUCGAUCCCGCCAUUGACGGACACAACAACACACUCAUGUACGAGGAAUCGCACACGGCGCCGUGGAACGAGGAAACGAAUCCCAACGGCAACUGGUACGAGAUCCGCAAGACGGUUGUCGACAAGUCGGGCGGUCUCGACGCCAACCCCUUUGACAACCGCGUCUUCAAAAUCAUCAACCCUUCCAAGACGAACCCCAAGAGCGGAAACCCCGUUGCAUACAAAUUCGCGCCCUUGCCCACGCAAAAGAUCCUCGCGGCCCCCGGUAGCGUGCAGCAGCGCAGAGCCCUCUUUACCAACCAUCACGUGUGGGUGACAAAGUACCGCGACGGCGAGCUCUACGCCGGCGGCAAGUACACCAUGCAGAGCCAGACGGAGAAGAACGGCGUGCACGACUUUGCAGCGCGAAAAGACAAUGUGACCAACGACGACAUUGUCCUAUGGAGCGUCUUUGCCCUGACACACAACCCUCGCGUCGAGGACUGGCCCGUCAUGCCCUCUGAAAUCCACCAGAUCCACUUCAAGCCCAGCGACUUCUUCGACCGCAAUCCCGCCAUCGACAUGCCCAACACCAAGAACCCGUCGUCGGUGCUCGUCGGCAGCGGCUGCUGUGAGCAAAAGCUAUGA
This is a messenger RNA of Exserohilum turcica Et28A, 2019 nucleotides long. RefSeq lists its product as uncharacterized. The record is from RefSeq and is a predicted model, not a curated record. The transcript is spliced from 5 exons. The coding region runs from base 1 to 2019 and encodes 672 amino acids. Gene Ontology annotation, molecular function: quinone binding; copper ion binding; primary methylamine oxidase activity. Gene Ontology annotation, biological process: amine metabolic process. Lineage: Eukaryota; Fungi; Ascomycota; Dothideomycetes; Pleosporales; Pleosporaceae.